This is a messenger RNA of Sarcophilus harrisii (Tasmanian devil), 5547 nucleotides long. It is a transcript of the gene CLIC5, whose product is annotated as chloride intracellular channel 5. The transcript has 6 exons. Bases 36 to 1382 code for a protein of 448 amino acids. Lineage: Eukaryota; Metazoa; Chordata; Mammalia; Dasyuromorphia; Dasyuridae. The record is from RefSeq and is a predicted model, not a curated record.
GCUCCCUUAAAGAAAGGCAGCUCAGACAAACAAGGAUGGAAGACACAGAUGGCAGCCCUAUCUAUGAUACUAUCCAAAAAGAGACAUAUGAAGUCCCUGAUGAUCCAGAAGAAAAUGAAAAUAAUUUUUAUGACCAGAUUUGCAAUGAUGAGUUAUCCUUAGAUUCCACCACCAGUGAAAAAAUUACAUAUGUUAAUGUCCAAGAGACUUCAGAGAUUGCUGAGUAUGACUCUGUGUCUUCCUUCUGGGGUAAAGAUGAGGAGUACAGCAUGGUGUUUUCUCAUCAAGGAGAAGGAACUUAUGAGAAUCCUGAAGAAGUCUAUGAGCAGGAUGAAGAUUCCCAUCCACAGUCUGAGAAAGCCUAUGAAUCUCCCGAAGACAUUGAUCAACUACCUGAAUCAGUCUACCAGAGAUUGAAUAAAGUGGACAAGAAACCUAAAGAAAUGUAUCAGCGACCAGAGCAAAGAAUCUACCAGCUGAAUGAAGAUAAAUCUGAGAAGAGCAGUCCAUAUCCUUACUCAGAUGAUGAAGGGAUGGGCAGGACUUUCUCAGGGCACCCAGUGCUCUCUCCCACUAGCUUCAGCUUGCAAUCCACCAAAACCUCCACCAGCUUGUUCUCCAGAUCUGACAGCUUGCUUGCAGAAAAAAACUUUUCCAAUGACCCUGAAAUCAAUCUCUUCGUUAAGGCUGGAUCAGAUGGUGAAAGCAUUGGAAACUGCCCAUUCUCUCAGCGUCUCUUCAUGAUCCUGUGGUUGAAAGGGGUUGUGUUCAAUGUCACCACUGUGGACCUGAAAAGAAAGCCCGCUGAUCUGCAUAACCUGGCCCCUGGGACCCAUCCACCAUUUCUGACAUUCAACGGGGAUGUUAAAACUGAUGUCAACAAGAUUGAAGAGUUCUUGGAGGAAACCUUGACUCCACAAAAGUAUCCCAAACUGGCUGCUAGACACAGGGAAUCCAACACAGCUGGGAUUGAUAUCUUCUCCAAGUUCUCUGCAUACAUUAAGAACACAAAGCAACAAGAUAAUGCCUUUCUUGAACGAGGCUUGACAAAGGCAUUGAAGAAAUUGGAUGAUUACCUAAAUACACCCCUGCCUGAGGAGAUAGAUGCAGAUACUUGUGGAGAUGAUGAGAAAAUCUCCAGGCGUAAAUUUUUGGAUGGGGAGGAGCUGACCCUUGCUGACUGCAACCUGCUACCCAAACUCCAUGUAGUCAAGAUUGUAGCCAAGAAAUAUCGCAACUAUGAGAUUCCUGCAGAGAUGACAGGUCUAUGGAGGUACCUCAAGAAUGCCUAUGCACGAGAUGAGUUCACCAACACCUGUGCAGCUGACAGUGAAAUCGAGAUGGCUUAUGCUGAUGUAGCCAAGCGACUCUGCAAAUCUUGAACAAUCUCUCGCCCCAUCUUGCCUCUGUUGCAAAAGAACUCAUUCUCCACCAAAGACUCCUGCUUCACAGACUCUUCUUCCCUAUUGCCUUGGGAAAUUUUAUAAUUUUUUUCAUUACCAAACUUGCUGAUGUCAUCAUAACAUCAGCUUGCUGUCUUUCAGAAAGAUCUAGAGUUCAUCCGGUUUUGCCCAUUGUGGAAAUUGAAGGGCAGAAUUGUGAAAUCCCAUUGGUUAAUCUCUUUAGACAACGGCCUGACUUUGGUUUAAGCCACGUGCUUGAAGCCUCUCACACUUGGAAUUGUUUAGCUGGCUAUUCUGCCAACAUCUCAAACCAUGUUUUUGAGUGCAUUAGGAACAUGUGACCAACGCUGGCUUCCCUUUCCCCCUUUUUGUUGACCCCAGUGACUAAGAAUAUGAGCUGCUUUUAAGUACAUCUUGUUAGAGGCAAUAAUUUUGCCUCAACAAGAAAGGUACUCGUGUGUGACAAGGAUGAGGGUGGGGGUGAUUGCUGGAUUCUGGCAGAUAUGCUUUCAGCCAGGACUUUUGAGCAACCUCUUGCCAGUGAGUCCUAUACUUAGUCACUGGUACAGCUGGCUCAGCUGCUACUUUUGGUGCUGGUAAUGUUGUUAUAAUGCUGCCCAGCAGUAACUAAUCUAAACUUUCACAUGUCUCAGACUAUGGUGAAAAAGAGGGUGAAUACAUGAUUUUCAACCAGUGUAAUUGCAGGCCAAGGGAAAAGUAAGUUAUCCAGAGGGAGGAGAGAGUAAAGGGAUGGAGCAAUGUUGAUGCCAAAAGGCCCACUGGGUCUGCCUGCCAGUGGGGAAUGCUUGAGCACUGAUAUUUGCUUGCCACUGGGUUAGGUAUAUUUAUCAAUGUAUAUGUUUUGAUCCAUGGGAAUAAAAGAAAAAAAUUAGUUCUCUCCAGGGUUUAAGUGCUGAAAUCUGCCAGGCAGGUCUUGGGAUGAUUUAUAUCUCAUUACCACCAAAUCUCCACUCAAAGAACUAAGAAACAGCCAAAAGAUUUUCCUUUAGUACCUGCUGGUUUCCUUUGUCUAUUGACUCUAAGAUGAAUCCAUCUAGUUGUUUCUGGAUGAUUCAUUUAUAUUAGUAGAAAUUUCCACUGGUACCAUUGAUACCAGUUGUCCCACUUGGUACCAUUGAGUCUUGAAUAACUUAAGGAGAAAUUCCUUGAGAUUUUUAUACUGAGGGAGCUAUGUGUUUUGAACUCAAGAGUUCAAUAUGGUUUAUGUCCCAUUUGGUAGAAUAUACCAGUUCAUCCAAGUCAUGUUUCCAGCCUUGUCAGAGAAUAAAUAUAUAAGGUGUCUGACAUCAGAGCUAUAACCAAGGCAGGGUGACCAAAGUUUGAUCCAUGGGCACCAAACUUUAGAGGGCACUGAAAAUACCAUCUCAUAAGUGCUCUUUCUUUUCCUCUCAUCUAAGCUGCUCCUUUACUUGUCUCAAUUUUAAUGAUGGUGGUCUUCUUUUGGAAUGUGCUUCUUCCCCUCAGUGGCCACUCUUGAGGCUAGCUAUUCCACUUUCCUUUGACUUCCCAUCUUGUUCCUGGCCCCUCCCUCCAUUUUUACCUACAAAAAAUUCCUUGCUGUGGUUCCGACCAACAUUUUGCCUAUAUCACUUCCCCCUCAUAAUGGAAGGAUUCUGUGAACAGGGAGCUUAAAAAAUGAACUGCCCACCAGCUGUGUGUCUCCCAAUGAAUUCAUUGUGAGGAACACUAUAGCAGGGCAGGGACCAGAUCCUUCCUUAUUUACUGCCUGCUGGUAAGAGUGAGAAGGUUUAAAGAGUACCUCAAAACCACUAAACUUGAUUCAACGUUUCCCACAAUGGUCAAUACAGACAGGUAUUGGUCUCUCCAUGGGAACAGCACCAAAUAGUGGCAACAGAGAAGAGAAUCUCCCUUUCCCCUGGGAUUUUGGAAGGGGAAAUGACAUCUUGAUCAGAAGACAGAGAAGGAAAAGGAUGUACCUUAAUUCUCAGUAUUUUGCCUUUUGCCUGUAGAAGGAAAUGACUCAGUGAGACUUUUAUAAGCCCUGGGGGAGUGAGGGGUGGUGGAGGGAAAGCAGGGUUGAAAAUAGAGAAUGAGCCAAUUCAGUUCUCCAUCUCAAAGAACCUUUCCACGGGCUCCAUGGAAACCCUGCAACUUGAGAUGUUUAAACAUGAGUCCUGAUGAGGAAAUUAACCAUUUUUACUAUAGGAAAACGUUCUGAAUUGGACUCUGGGGGCUGAUGACCUGAAUGGUCCCGGAGGUCUUUUAAUUAGUGUGAAAUCCUGUCAUACUCAGAAAUGCUUCCUUAGCCUUACAGAACAAACUAGAUGAUCUGGAAAAGACUUUACAUUGCUCCUUUCUAUGAGCUUCCACACCCUCACCCUUCUUUCCCUUAAAAGACCUUUGAUAGUGUGUACACAGGGACCUACUGUCAGUUCCAAGGCAAGCAGCUUUAGUGAGAGUUGUAAAAGGAAUAUGCAAAUAACUCUGAUGGAUAUCCCAAAGCCAAUAGCGAGAAAAUCUCUUAAAAAUAACAUCUUUAAGGCCAAUUAUGAUCUUGAUUCUUGAGGUAAUCCCAUGUAUAAUCAUCAUAGUCAAUGACUGAGCAUUUACAAUGGCACUUUUAAAUAAUACUUAAAUAAUACAUAUUUGAUUAAUGUCCAUUAAAAAUAAUAUCUUAAAACUGGAAUGAUUGGAGCAAUUAAAAAUCAGCAAGGUAUAGUGGAAGCUCUGAGCUGAGAGUCAGAAUAUUUGGAUUUUCAUAUUUGAUUUCUAAGUCACUGUGUAGCUACUAACAACUUAUUCCCCUCUCUAGACUUAAUUUUCUUUAUCUGUGAAAUAAGGAGAUGAAUCAUAUGAUCUCCAUGUUCUUAGCACAUUGACCUUUUAUAGUUCUAAUCACACCAGAAAUUUUAUUCCCUAUUCAUUGUUUUGAAAAUCCUUGCAUUCUCCUUUGGAAAUUUGCUUAAAGACCUGCUGAUUAUCAUAUAUACUCUGCUCACUAUUACAGUCUUAAUGAGAGACUGAACCAGCUCUAGAUCUGUUUCUAUGGACUAAAUUUCUAUAAUGAAUUAAAGUUAUUGAGGAAGCCAAAAAAGAAUUAGGUCUUUCAAGGAAACAUUAAUAACAUAAAUCAACCAUGAUAAGAGAAAUAUGAGUAUCCAUAGCCAAAUUUAAGUUGACUCCACAGAAAUUUCCUCUUGAAUGCUUCUGUGAGACAACUUUUGUACCUUCUUAAUGAGAGUAUAAAUCGAAGAUAUUACUUAGACAGAUACAACAUUAAUCCCAUGAUUAUAAUAGAGUUGUUUCCCCAAGGUUCAUUUCUUCAUUUUUUGUGUUUGACAUUGCUACCUUUCAUCAUUAUUUUAAAGUUUUAUUUGGAGAGUUAUUUUUUAUUUUCUCUGAAGUGAUCUUUUCUGGUGGUGAGAGAACUUGUUUCAAAUUCAUGUGAUCUUUUGAAUCAUUCUAUGUUUAAGAAAGAAAAUGCCAAUCUAUUUGGCUUCUGAGUUCAAGUCCAAUAACUAUACAUUGUAAUCCUCUUGAUAAAUAAAAGAACUAAAAAUGUGAUGUUACCCCAUCCCUUCCAGGUUCAUAUCAGAGAACUGUUACAUACCAAGCUGAUACUAGAUGUGUUAAAGCAGAAGCCAUCUUCCAUAGCAGAAAUUAUGUUUCUUUAAAUUAAUAUUUGGUUGAUUUUUUUUAAAGCCCUAUAGGUGAAGCCUAGAUUUAAGGAGACAAGCACUUAUUACCUGGUUCUCUUAAUAUAAGAGCAAAUUCUCUUAACAUAGGCUAUGCCAGCCUAUAUUAAGAUAGCAGCAAUUCAAUAGAGAUGAUUGAAUAUUCUUCUUCUAUUCCGAGCCUCUGACAGACCCUACUAAAUCUAUAGACUGAUAUAACAAUAAUUAAUAUUUCUCCAUCUCACAAGAAAGAGCAUUUUGUUUGCAGACAUACUCCAAUACAAAGUCAUCUGAUUCUCACUAGACCUUUAACUGUGGUAAUAAAUAAUAGGACUUUGUUGUGAAGCCUCAAUAAAUGUAAUAUGCUUUUGAAAUGAAGGAAAAAAAAGGUUUUUUUUCUCCCCAUGGAUCUAAACUGCUUAUAAAAUUAUUUCCCAAUUUUGAUUGGUACAUGAUUCAAAUAAAAUUUGGUUUAUUUUCAAAUUCAA